Nymphaea colorata (pocket water lily) is the source of this 3152-nucleotide messenger RNA. Its product is annotated as probable LRR receptor-like serine/threonine-protein kinase At1g07650. Lineage: Eukaryota; Viridiplantae; Streptophyta; Magnoliopsida; Nymphaeales; Nymphaeaceae. The transcript has 25 exons. The record is from RefSeq and is a predicted model, not a curated record. Gene Ontology annotation, biological process: protein phosphorylation. Bases 93 to 3152 code for a protein of 1019 amino acids. Gene Ontology annotation, molecular function: protein binding; ATP binding; protein kinase activity.
AAGUGGUCUGGUUAAUGGAGUUCUGGUGCACGGGCUACUGAAGGCGUUAGCACAAAGUGGGUGGUGGCAACAACAGCUGACCAGAGAAUAAGAUGAUGGACGCAGAACCCGUGAUCUUCUUCUUCCUCCUCCUUUUCUUCCUUCCCUCCAUUUCCUCCCAAAGUCCACCUGCCAGGUUGCCUCCUAGCGAGGUGGCUGCGCUCCAGCGAUUUGCAGACAUCUUGGGGAAGAAAGACUGGGACUUGAAUGAUCCGUGCAGAGGCGACAACGGAAUUACUUGCUACUGCAACGGUACCAUCUGUCACGUGACAAGCAUAGUUCUGAAAGGGCAAGGGCUGCCUGGAACACUACCGAGAGAUCUGUCAGGAUUGCCAUAUCUUGGGGAACUGGAUCUUACUCGCAAUUACCUCUACGGAUCGAUACCUCCAGAGUGGGGCAAACUGAGACUUGUUAAUGUGUCGCUCAUGUCAAACCGCCUGUCAGGGCCCAUCCCGAAAGAGCUAGGAGACAUGAUCACUCUUAAGAAUAUAACGCUUGAAGAUAACGAGUUUUCAGGGCCACUUCCCCCAGAAAUUGGAAAUCUGAAAAAUCUUGUGAGACUAAUCCUCUCCUCAAAUUACUUCACAGGACCAUUACCAGCUACAAUGAAAGAGCUAACGAACAUGACGGACUUUAGAAUAAGUGAUAAUGGGUUUUCUGGGAAACUACCCGAAUUCAUCUUCACUUGGACUUCGCUCACAAGAUUGCAAAUUCAAGGAACAAGUUUGACAGGUCCCAUUCCUUCUAACAUUGGUGCACUGGAAAAUCUAACCCAAUUGAUAAUGAGUGAUAUAAAAGGGACGGGAUCCAGUUUCCCAGAUAUAAGUCAACUAAUGAACCUAACGAUACUAAUACUAAGAUCGUGUAACAUUUCUGGGGAGAUUCCUGAUUAUAUUGGUCAAAUAAAGAAUCUGAAGACGUUAGACCUAAGCUUCAAUAACUUAUAUGGAGGGAUUCCAAACUCUCUGAAUGACCACAAAAAACUACAGCAACUGUUCCUAACAAGCAACUAUCUAUCUGGCAGCAUUCCAGAAUGGAUCAUGACGCAGAACCUGAACAGAGAUUUGUCAUUCAACAAUUUUACAGACAUAACCGGUAACGCGACAAUUAGUUGUUCAUCCACGAAUCUCAAUUUGGUCGAGAGCUUUUCGUCAGUGUUGGAAAACCAAAGCAAUAUAACUCCCUGUCUGAGGAAGAACUACCCUUGUGCUGAGAAAAGAUUUUCCACUUUGUUCAUAGACUGUGGAAGUCCAGCAGCAACUCCCAUCGGAGCCAUCAAUUAUGAGGCAGAUGGCCAGAGUAAAGGUGCCGCAACAUUAUUCGUGAGUCCGAACAAUAACUGGGCAAUGAGCAGCACAGGGGUAUAUCUGGAUAAUGAUGAUGACAACGAUGAGUACAUAGAAUAUUCCAACAGUUCUCUCCUGUCCAUGCCUAAUUCAGAACUCUAUAAGUCAGCACGUAUAGCUGCAACUUCUCUCAAAUACUACGGACUGUGUCUUUAUGAUGGGAAUUACACAGUGAAGCUCCAUUUUGCAGAAAUAAUGAUAACAGAUGAAAAGAAUUUCAGCAGUCUUGGAAGGCGCCUUUUCGAUGUGUACAUCCAGGGGGAGUUGAAGCUCCAGGAUUUCAACAUAAAAGAAAGUGCCAAUGGUUCUUUCAAGGAUGUUACUAAAGUAUUCCCUAACAUCACCGUGACAAGCGGCAGUCUCAGGAUCCACUUGUUUUGGGCCGGGAAGGGUACCACAGUGAUUCCAAAAAGAGGAGUUUAUGGGCCUUUGAUAUCUGCCAUUACUGUGACUCCUGAAUUUGAGAUUCCCAAGCGACCGGUGGACCGGACUGUUCUUGUAAUUGUGGUUGUUGUUGCAUCUGCUGCCGUGCUCAUCAUCAUACUGCUCGCUGUACUUUAUGCUCGCCGCCGGGCCAAUCAUGUAAAACAUAUAGGCGGCCCCUUCACUUUGCGCCAAAUAAAAGCUGCCACGCGUAAUUUUCAUCAGGACAACAAGAUCGGGCAAGGAGGCUUCGGACCAGUUUACAAGGGUUGCCUACCAAAUGGUACAGUCGUUGCAAUUAAGCAGCUCUCAGCCGAAUCAUAUCAAGGAAAUCGUGAAUAUAUUACGGAAAUAGGUUUGAUCUCUGCGCUACAACACCCAAAUCUGGUGAAACUUUAUGGCUGCUGCACUGAAGGAAACCAACUCUUUCUUGUUUACGAGUACAUGGAGAACAACUCUCUAGCUCAUGUCUUGUUCAGAGAUGGUCCAAAAUUGGAUUGGAAUACGCGCCGAAGAAUUUGCAUCGGAGUGGCCAAGGGUCUGGCGCAUCUCCAUGGAGGAACUAGAUUGAAUAUUGUUCAUCGAGACAUAAAGCCCACAAAUAUUCUGCUGGACAAGGAUCUCAAUGCCAAAAUAUCUGACUUUGGAUUGGCGAAACUGGUUGAGGCUGACCGCAGAAGCAGAACAACCCGCAUAGUUGGAACCGAGGGUUAUAUAGCACCUGAAUAUAAGAGGAGCGGUCGCUUGUCUUGCAAAGCAGAUGUCUACAGCUUCGGCAUUGUCGUCCUCGAAGUAGUGAGCGGCAAGAGCCACAGAAGCUGGCACAGUGAAAAGUGCCUCCCCAUGCUUGAUUGGGCACUUGUUCUUCAAAAGAAUGGAAGACUUCUGGAACUUGUGGAUCCAGAGCUGGGUGCAGAUUUCUCUGAGGAGGAGGCCUAUGUCCUUCUUGAUGUGGCCCUGAGAUGCAUCGAUAAGUCUCCCUCACAGAGGCCUGACAUGUGCACAGUGGUGGGCAUGAUGGAGAACCAAACUCCCAUGAAACCUCAGCCUGUAUCUUGCAAGGAGAAGAAGACAGUACCCUCUGAAGUUGAAAUUGAGUACAGCCAGUCCCAGUAUAGCUGGGUUCGGGACGAAAGCCAGGAUGGACCAUGGACUGCUUCCAUGUCAGGCACCAGUAUGGACUACACAGACAGUGGUGUUAAUCCUACAUUGCGGGAGGACUCUCAUCCUGUGGAUAUUGAAUCCGGCCGCCGCCGCCGCCGAUAUACCAAGAACCAGAGGACCAAGUCCGUCGAACAUCGUCCGUCGUGGUCUUCAUGCUAUUCUGGUGGCACCAAGAAGUAA